Protopterus annectens (West African lungfish) is the source of this 4758-nucleotide messenger RNA. Its product is annotated as AF4/FMR2 family member 1-like. The transcript has 18 exons. Gene Ontology annotation, biological process: regulation of gene expression. NCBI's taxonomy places the organism in Eukaryota, Metazoa, Chordata, Ceratodontiformes, Protopteridae. Bases 58 to 2541 code for a protein of 827 amino acids. The record is from RefSeq and is a predicted model, not a curated record. Gene Ontology annotation, cellular component: nucleus; super elongation complex.
UUAAUUUAGCAAGCUUUUUCAAGUGAUGCUGACCGUGUUGAAGAAAUUUUGAGGGAAAUGACCCAGUCCUGGCCUGCUCCUCUGACAGCCAUCCACACACCUCGUACAGCUGAGCUUUCGAAAAACAGUUUCCCAGUAAAGGAGCCUCAACAUGUUGCAGCUGCUCCACAAAGCCAAAAACACCACCAUGUUUCAUCUCCCAGAACAGUUUCUGUCUCUCAGCAAGCAGUAUCAAUGCUAGAAGAUGACCUUCAGCUUAGUGAAACUGAUGAAAGUGAUGAAGACCAGAUUUGUGAAGAUGGAGUACCCGCUCCAGCAAUAACAAGUGAAUCUGUUUCAGAGCAUGUGUGCACAACACCUGCAUGUUCCAACAACAGAGUAUUGGAGUCUUCCAGUGAUACAAAUACCUCAUCUGAGUCUGAUUCAGAGAGUGAAAGCAGCUCUACAGCUAGUGACAAAGGCCAUCCCAUAAGAACUGAUAUUCUAGAGCCAGGUCCUCCAAGAGUGAACAGUUGGCAAUUGGAUAAUUGGUUGCCAAGGGUAAACCCAACAGCUGAAAGCAAUGCUCUGAGUGACGACCAUGAUCAACAGGAGCUCUCAGACCACUGUAGGACAAAUGUACCUUUGGACCAUUGUAAGUCUCAUGAUCCAUAUUGCAUAAAUGUGAAUAGUGAGACACUUUUUGCAGAAGGUGAGAGUUUGAGCAGGGAGAACUGUAAAAAAAACUUUUCUCAAAAUGAUGACACUUCUCGGAGACAAUUAGCUGAUACAAAGCAGCUAAAGAAACCUCCAAAGAUCUUUACAUCUGAAGAUGCAGAGAGCAGUAUCAAGAAAAAAAGUGAGCCUGAGCUAUGCAGUACAAAAAUUACUUCCUCAGAGGUGAAACUUAAAGUGAAAAAGGAUGGAGUUGGUGAGCUGUCAGAACAAAAGCAGCCAAAGCCUUUACCGGUCAGUGUGUCAUCUUUCAGUACUAAACACAAGGGUGUGGAUCAGUCAACAUUAUUACUGUCAUCUGGCUAUGACUCUGACAGAGAGGAUGUGCCAUCUUACUCUUGUGAGCUUCCUUCAGCUCCCACAGUUUCAAACCGAUCUAAUGAUCAGAAAAGAGAAAACAAGGAACCAAAGCAGUAUAAGCAAAUGCCAUUCUCUAAUGAAAGCAUGUCAGUGUCAGACAAGGUAAAUGGCAUGCCACUUACAUUGAUUGUAAAAAUUGAUUUGAGUCUGCUUUCAAGAAUUCCUAAUCCACCUGGAAAAAAAGACUGCUCCAGAAAGUCAGAUGUGAUAGAGUCUUCCAGCACAAAGAAAAGUAUGAAAAAGAACACCGAAAAGGCAUUGACAGACCACCACAGGAAAAGAAAGGGUGAAGAAGAUGGAAGCUCAAAGGAUGUCAAGAAGCUAAAGCUGGUUAAAGAAAACAAGUUGUCGUUCUCAGUAAAUGAGGAAGAAUCCUGUAAGAGCAUAACUUUUAAAAAAUCCUCUGAGAGGAAGAGUGAACCAUUGCCUGUACCUGUAACUUCAGCCCACAAGCAUGCUAAAUCUGAACACAAGAAACGGAGAAGUGACAGUGUUAUCAGUGGCCAACUAUCCACAUUAAAUGCUAAGAGCAUAAGUCACCACCAUAAUCGCCACCAUGACUCAUCAUUGUCAAAGCAUCGAAGAACAGAUGGACAAACUGAAGUGCCACAAAACAUAGAGCCUCCAACAGACAAUAAAAAUAAUUCAUCAUUAUCUUCACUACUAAUAGCAAAGACUAAGAUAUCAAAGCCUCUUCUGAAAUUUGAUGACAGUAAAAAAUGUGAUGCAGAACGAUGCAUUAAAAAUGCCAAAAAGUUAAAGCACAAAGCUGAUGCCAUGGAAAUGACUGAUAAGAUCGGAAGAGCAUUUACGUACUUAGAUGCUGCCCUGUCUUUUAUUCAGUGUGCUGUAUCCAUGGAAUGUGAUACAGAGGCACCUAAAUCAGGAUAUACCAUGUUCUCAGAGACUGUGGAUCUCAUUAAAUUUAUAAUGAAGCUGAAGACAUUUGCAGACUCUUCAUCACCUGUUGAAAAACCAUUCACAGUUUUAAGCAUGCGCUGUCUGUCCUUGCUGUACAUGGCUAUGUUUCGUCAUAAAAAAGACACUGCAAUGAAGUAUUCACGUGUCCUUGGUGAACACUUUAAGAACACUUCCAAGACAGCACAGUCCCAGUCUACUUACUCUGCCAGAAAUACAAGCGGGUCUUGUCCUCUGUCUCCAUCAUCAUCUACCAACUGUGGCAGUUCCCAGAGUGGUCUGAAUGCUGGCAGCAGCAGCACUUCCUCAAUCAAUGUUCCACAGAUGAUCCAUCAAAUGGCCUCCUACUAUGUCAGCGUUACUUCCCUCUUCCUGUAUGCUCAUGAUACUUGGGAGCAAGCAGAAUUUUUAGCAAAAAACAGCAAGGAAUUCUUCAACGAGCUUGAUGCUGCCAUGAAUCCUCUAACCCUCAACAGCAGUAUGACCGAACUAGUACAGUACACGAGACAAGGUUUACACUGGCUGAGAUUGGACUCGAACACACAGUAGUGUGCAAAGGACCAGCUUGUGUGCUACUUUCUGAUUCCAGCUCUUACAGAGACAGAGAUCACGUAUGGUGGAAGUCUGGUCAUCAUAUUAAAAGCUUUAAAAUUCUUGCCCAUAUGGGUUCAUCAGCAUUACACACACAUUUUUUCCAAGGCUAAAAUGUCCCACAAGGGUUAAUGACUUGAUCAUCACUGGUAUUUUUUCCAUGUUUACCAUAAGUGCCCUAAUUAUAACGAGUAAAGACAGAAGAGUAUAUGAAACCAAUCUAAGGAAAGCAGAUCACAAUAUAUUGACCUGUACUAUGACACCAUUCAUGAGCCUUCAGAACUAAUCCACGAAGAGUGCAUUGCAAUUUAUAGACCUGUACACUGACACCAUCAUUUGUGAACUGUUGAGUUCAGUUUAAUUGACUACAGAAACAAAAAAGUGGUCUAUGAAGGCAACUAUAUCAGCAAAGAUAAAUGAUCUGUGAAUGUGCAUUCCAACAUUAAGAGGAUUGUGUUUGUUUUUGGUCUGCUUAUUAUGCCCACAUUAGAAUGCCAGUAUAUGAAUAGUUAGUUGCAUUUGAUUUGCUGUUUUAAUUAAGGUGCACCCCACUAUAUGGCCCACUGUACAUACAGUUAAGUCCAGAUGUUGACAAGAGGAUUUCAUGAAAGGUGUAACAUAGCUGCUUUAUGUAUUGUUAAAAUGAUUGCUUAUGUCUUAAAAGGUUAGGCUAAUUUAUUUGUUUAAUUAUCUAGUUGAAAUAUAUUAUCAAAGAUGAUAAUCUGACAUUGAAACUAAAGCCAGGAAAGAUUAAAUCUUUGUAAAUGCCCUUUGCAGUCAGAAGUGGAAGCUGAAUUAUCUAAACUUGGUGCCUUUGUGAAAUGAGUCUUGUAAAUGAAAAAUACAGCUGUUUUUGUAUUUAACUUGCAGCAGUAAUCAUUGAAAGAAAAUAGCCUGUAUGCUGUUUUCAUAACUGCCUGAUUUUACUGUUUAGCAAAUGGCUGCUGAAUAACAGGAUAUGUGUACUCCUACCUGGUGUUCCUUGAAUAUGUAGUUUCAGCAGUUGCUUUUCAUCUAUAACAGGAAAAUACAGAUUCUGUUUUGAGGUAGGGGGAGUCUUUAUACAAUACUUAAGAUGCCUUUUUUCAUGAUACCAAGACAAAAUACACUGUAUAAGGAAAGUUGAAGUUUGUUGCCUUUAUCCCCAUUACUUCUUUCUAAUUUCCUUUAAUCAAAUUUGAGCUUGCUGUAAAUCAGGGCAAGGGAAAUUUCUUCUGUGGUGGCCUUCUCCAUCAGACUUAUUUUCACUGUCAAGAACUUUCACACAGCUGUCCUUCACAAAGACAGACACCUUCCUGACCCAGCAAAAUGGAUGAGAGAAGACUGAAGCAUUCGUCACUUCUCACUGCCCAAAGAUGGAGAUAAUGGAUCACUGGAAGAACCAACAGAGUGCCCGUUGAAGGAUCCUGUGCAGGGGAGGAUAAGCAGAAUCUAAAGGGCAAUGGAACUAGGGCUAACACCACCAGGGCUUUGCCUGCGUUAGCAGUCCACUGUUUAUGCAGUGGCCUGUGCUCUUGGCUGAUUUUCAUCUUAUUGUACAAGGCCAUUGUCCAGAUAUUCAGCUUCAGACAUAUAUGUAUUUGAGUAGUGAGAUGUCACUGCAGCAUCUAGUUUUGGGAACAAGACCUGGGCCAAGGUGCCACCUGUUAAAGUCAUGUUGUAUGACCAAGGAGUGGGUCUUUGAGGCUCAUAUGCACAUACAGUUGGGUCUCUGGAACAGUUUCCAUUUUUCUGUCUCUCUCCCCCUAUCUUCUCCCAGAUAAAUGGGUAGUCACCUCUGGGAACUGAAUUAAUUCUUACACGCCCCCAUGUCUUUCUUUGCAUUGUAAGGUUUGCCCCUGUUGAGAAUAGUCUUUGAGAACUUGCACAAUGUUUUGUGGCAACUGAUGAGAAUACGAGAAGGCAGUUUUCAGCAGUUUGGUUAGGUGUCAUGAAUGCAAUAUGGGGACCAUCUGCCCCUUCUGUUGAGGUACUGCCUUUGAUAAAUUUCUCAUGUUGUACAUCAUAGGGCUGAUACCAUAACUGGUGUUGUGAGAUAAUUAUCACAAAUGAAGGGCUAGAAAACAGGAGACAGAAGAGAAGGCAUGGGCUGUCCAUUUCUGGGCUGUCUCUUUCUCCUUCAUAUUCUUUUGCCUUUACAUAAUCUGAGGUGUUAGAGAUUCUAUUGAAAAUAUU